Penicillium arizonense is the source of this 696-nucleotide messenger RNA. Its product is annotated as GRAM domain-containing protein. Gene Ontology annotation, molecular function: chromatin DNA binding; transcription coactivator activity. Bases 1 to 696 code for a protein of 231 amino acids. Gene Ontology annotation, biological process: positive regulation of DNA-templated transcription. NCBI's taxonomy places the organism in Eukaryota, Fungi, Ascomycota, Eurotiomycetes, Eurotiales, Aspergillaceae. The record is from RefSeq and is a predicted model, not a curated record. Gene Ontology annotation, cellular component: nucleus. The transcript is spliced from 3 exons.
AUGUCUCUCAACUGGGUAAUGCUUCAUGACCAGGAAGGCUUUGUCCGUCUCCCAAAUGAACGCUUAAUAUACUCCUCGCCUCCCCGCACAAGCGUAUCCUUGACCCCACCAUCCGGGUACAAAGGCACAGAGAAGCUCUCAGUUCAAAGCAGCGCAGGCUGUAUUCAUCUCACCAACCAAAGAGUCGUCUAUCUCCCCGCAAACAGAACAAAUGACUUCCAGUCCUUCUCCUCACCCCUUCUAAGUGUCAAGGACUCUCAUGUAUCAGCGCCUUUCUUCGGUCCCAAUGUAUGGACAGCGCUGGUACAGCCCGUAUCAGGAGGAGGCAUUUCACCAUCUCUGCCAGCCGUGCAGCUGAAAGUGACAUUCAAGGAAGGGGGAGCUUUUGAUUUCCACACCAACUUUGAGCGCAUCAAGGAACGACUGGAACAGGCCUUUGAAAAUACCAGUGAAGGCACUCGCGGUCAGCAAAACGUGGAUCUCUCGGCUGUCCAUCUGGAAGAGUUGCCCGCAUAUGAAGCGCCGCCCAAUGCUAGUCAGACCGGCGCUGCUCCCAGCGAACCACCCACAGAGCCUCCAAGCAGUCGAGUAUCUGAUGCAGGCACCGAGCCCGUGGAGCCACCUCCAUGCUAUGAGGCGGUCCAAUCGCAAAGUGUGGCAGAUGAGCUAGAGGCGAGGUUACGGCGAGCCAGUUGA